Molecule: messenger RNA, 4404 nt
Organism: Drosophila grimshawi
Lineage: Eukaryota; Metazoa; Arthropoda; Insecta; Diptera; Drosophilidae
Gene: 5-HT2A
Product: 5-hydroxytryptamine receptor 2B
Exons: 8
Coding region: 791-3607 (938 amino acids)
Biological process (GO): G protein-coupled receptor signaling pathway, coupled to cyclic nucleotide second messenger; chemical synaptic transmission; serotonin receptor signaling pathway
Cellular component (GO): dendrite; membrane
Molecular function (GO): serotonin binding; neurotransmitter receptor activity; G protein-coupled serotonin receptor activity
Source: RefSeq, a predicted model, not a curated record
CUAAGUAAACAGUGAAAACUUAAUAAGUGGGAAGCUGAUUACAGUUUACCACUUCAAUAGAUCCUCAUUACAGAGAGCCGUUUUCAUAUUCAAAUAUUAAUUAACAGUUGAAAAGUGUUCAGAACAAGCUGAAGCGAAACAAUAAACAAACCAAACAACAGUCUAGAAAACUGGCAACAAUUCCAAAUGUAAAUUAAUUAAAAUCUAAACUGAGCGUGUGUGCCCGUGUGUGUGUGUGUGUGUGUGUGUGUAUGUGUAAACUGCCAUAAAAAGCGAAUGGUGAAUAAAAAAACGAAUCAUGGUGAUGUAAAUAAGGUGUUCCGGAAGGAAGCCGGCGGAAAUCAAAGCAACGCCUGCAUAAAGUAAACUUUGUGGCAUCCUUCCCACGACUCCUCUCCGACCCCGAUCGUUGCUGAUUACGUAAUUACAUGAAUGUAAAUUUUUUUGUGCUGGCUUUGUUUUGUUGUCAGUGUGUGUGAAUAAGUUGUGAGCACACAGUUUUGCCGAGUCACGACCAAUUAAGGAAAGGCAAAUAGCGCACGCAUUAAAUGAUGAAGGAAGUCAUGUUUCAAAUGCGACAGGAAAUGAAAUGAAAGCCCAUCCAGCACCAGCAGAGUAUAGCACUAAACGGUUGUGUGGCAGCGCUCCAGACAAUUGGUGAGAACAAUAGUUGACAGUAACAAUAAGUGAGUUAAGAAUAUAAAUAACAAACAUAACAACAACAACAACAACGGCUGUACUAUAACAAGUUGUUGUUGUUAUCAAGCGAGCCACACAGCUUUAGAAUGAAAUGGAGAUGCAAAGUGAGGCUGGUCAUGGACCAACAACAGAAGCAGCAACUGCAACAACAGAAGCAACAUCACACAGCACAUAUAGGCGGCUCGACUUCAAUUGUCGGGUUGCACAAGUGGCACAACACGAACUCUGGCAGCCUUUCAUUAGCUGCGAGGCGGCACAGAGACAUGGAAGCAACAACAACGACAGCAACAAAAUUAGCAGCAGCAACAGCAACAGCACAACAACAUUCCAAUGCACUUUGCAGGCAUUCGAUAGACGCGAGGAGAGAGCAUUUUAUGCGUGCAAUUCAACAGUUGAGCAGGAGCAGGAGCAGGAGCAGGUUGCAUCGGCGACCUAUGCGCCCUGUGCCUUAGACACGCAAUUAUUGGGGUCGCCAGACGAGGCAUUUACGCAAUUCGAGCUGGCAAUGAAUGGGGGGCUUAGUGAUAAUGUGAGUGAUACGCAUAGUUUUAGUGACAGCUGCAAUCGACAAAGGCUCCUAUGCGAGCCCCAGGACGUGGAGGAAUACCACCAAAAGCUAACAUGCCAGCUGCAACAACUGCAGCAGCAGCAGCAGGAGCAGGCAACGACAGCCUGGCUCGACUAUAACAUCGAGCUGGGCACAGAUGACCUGUGGUCGUGGCUAAACUUAAGCGAACUGGUAGACAGUGUCGCUGCCAGUGGCAAUGGCAGCUUCAGCAACAUAACCACCACCACCACCCACAGCCUGGACAUGAUAAUGUCCAACUACACACUGUCCAACACAGCGCUGACCACGACGACGACGGUGACAUCAGAUCUGGGCAGUGACAUUGUUAUAUCGCGUAGUUUUCUCGACUAUACGCCGCAUGGCUACGACUGGCUGUUUCUGUUCGUGGUCUUCUUCAUAUUCGCCGGGGGACUGGGCAAUAUACUCGUCUGCUUGGCUGUCGCCCUGGAUCGCAAGCUGCAGAAUGUGACCAACUAUUUUCUGUUCUCGCUGGCCAUUGCCGAUCUGCUUGUCAGCCUGUUUGUCAUGCCAAUGGGCGCGAUUCCAGCGUUUCUGGGCUAUUGGCCACUUGGGUUCACGUGGUGCAACGUCUAUGUGACCUGCGAUGUGCUCGCCUGCUCCUCGAGCAUUUUGCACAUGUGCUUCAUCAGCCUGGGCCGCUAUCUGGGCAUACGGAAUCCGCUGGGCUCGCGACACCGUUCCACGAAGCGUCUGGCCGGCAUAAAGAUAGCGAUUGUUUGGGCCAUGGCUAUGCUGGUUUCGAGUUCAAUAACAGUUCUGGGUCUGGUCAAUGAGAAGAACAUUAUGCCGCAGCCGAAUGUGUGUGUGAUAAACAAUCGAGCGUUCUUUGUAUUUGGCUCUCUGGUGGCAUUCUACAUACCAAUGCUGAUGAUGGUGACCACAUAUGCCCUCACCAUACCCCUGUUGCGCAAGAAGGCCCGCUUCGCAGCCGAGCAUCCAGAGAGUGAACUCUUCCGCCGGUUGGGCGGACGGUUCACAAUACGGCCACAGCACAGCCAGCAACAGUUGCAGAUGCACAGCAGCUUCAUUAGCAAUAAUUACAGCAAUAACAAAGGCCAGACAAUGGGUGACAGCAAUCGCAAUUUCAGCAAUACAACAACUAGGACGAGAUUGUCGAGCGCCAGUUCGGCUAAUGACCACUCGGAGCGACCAUUGAUGCAGCAGCGGACGACGAGCAAUCGGAGCAUUGCCAGCGUCAGUUUUCGCAAUGUGGGCAAUGGAGGGGGCUCAAGUGGCGGCAGCGGAAAUGCGACCAAUAUUGGACGAAGUAACUUCCGAUUUGCUGGCGGUGGCAUCUUGCGACAAUCUUCGACGCCGACAACCACCUCAACCACAUCAUCCUCAUUCGCGGCACGCGGCAAACCCCGGACGAGCAGCUUCUGGCGCAAGCACGGCGGCAAUCCCAAUCUGAUGGACAGCCAUCCAAAUCGGCGUGCCUCGGUGCGCGGCAGCGUCUCACAACCGCAAUUGGGUUACACAACAAAUGGAAAUGGAGGCGGCGGUUAUGGAAGUGGAGUGGGAGGCGGAGGCGGAGGCGGUGGCGGUAGCGACGGAGCAACAGCUGCGACAACGAGCUGCAUAACCGCUGGAGGCGGUGGUGAAGGUGGCACAAACCGAAUGAGCAUUGCCACCAUACAGACAUCAGGCAGCGGAAGCGGCAGCCUCAAUGGCAAUCAUCCACUGGAGCAGGUGGCGACAAUGGCGUCGAUGACGAUGACGACGACGAAAGCGACAGCGAUGGCGACGACCCAAACGGUGACAGAGGAGCGACGCCACAAGCUGCGCCCCUUCAAAAUUGCUUUGAAUCGUGUUGGCACGCCUACGCUUAAUUUGCCCUUUCUCAACAGUCGCGCCAAGCGCAACAGUCUCUCGGCGAAUGCGGUGGCCACCGAACAGAAGGCCACCAAGGUAUUGGGUCUGGUCUUCUUCACCUUUGUGCUGUGCUGGUCACCAUUCUUCAUACUGAACAUCAUCUUUGCCGUCUGCCCGGAGUGCCAGGUGCCGGAGCAUGUGGUCAACACAUGCCUCUGGCUGGGCUAUGUCUCCUCGACGAUCAAUCCGAUCAUCUACACUAUUUUUAAUCGCACCUUUCGAGCGGCCUUCAUACGUCUCCUAAAAUGCAACUGUGAGCGUUCGGGUCGUCCGUUACGCUAUCGGUCCGUGACGGAGGGGCGCAGUGCACUGAGCCUAUGUGCCCCCUCCGCCCUGCCACUGGCAAUCUCGUUCCAGGGCGCCCCCCUAAUGACGCCAUCGACAACGAAUGCGACGCCGCUGAGCGAGUUCCGGGGCAGCUAUACAAUCACCGAUGACGAGUGCUGAGCGGAGCAACUCAAGCAAAUACGAAUUUAUGGGCCGUGAUUGGUAAGAAGUGCAAGUAAUCAAAGCAAAGAUAGCAACGAAGACAGCAGACAGACCUAGUUCAACCUGAAAUCAAAUGUAAACUACAGGGUCAUUUAAAAUCCGAAUCAAAUCCAAAUGGCAAACACAUACCAAUAUUCAAUACUUGAUGACUAUUUAAUUAUGUAGCAAGUGUUAUUACGUAAGGAAAGGCAAACUAUUUAGUAAACUUCAUCAUAUCAUGAGCAAGCGAAAUAAUGUUUAUAUUAGUCAGGCGUGACUGUACCUGUACUUUCAUUCUUCAUGCCACCCCAUUGUCACUGUACUUAAGACCUAAACAUUUCCCAAACAGAAACUAUAAUUUAUAUGUACGUAUGUAUGUAAAUGUGUACUAAAUACAAUUAGUAUUAAAAUGCGACGUUGUGUGUAACUCUAAGUGUUCGUUAUUAACUGUAGUUGCUGUGUUUGUUAUUCAUUUGAAUUAAUUGCAACUCGAAUGUUGUAGUGAAAUUUCUGUCUGGCAUCCCAUGAUGACUACUAUUCCAAGUCACGUCAAUAUAAGCGCCCCUCUGUUAUUGUCUAGCAGAUAGCUCUUAAGAAUAACUAUUUUGUCAUGCAUCAAAUGUAGAAUAAGAUAUGAUAGACAUACUUAAUAAUAAUGUAUAUACAUAUACAUGCCUGCUAACAAGAGAGCAUCCUCGUUGCUAUAUUCUACAAUAAACAUGUAUUUCUAUUUCAAUUGUUUACGUCUUCUAAGCAACUGAGUGGAAAAACUUGUA